Molecule: messenger RNA, 865 nt
Organism: Onychostruthus taczanowskii (white-rumped snowfinch)
Lineage: Eukaryota; Metazoa; Chordata; Aves; Passeriformes; Passeridae
Gene: CUNH17orf67
Product: chromosome unknown C17orf67 homolog
Exons: 4
Coding region: 81-353 (90 amino acids)
Source: RefSeq, a predicted model, not a curated record
UGACGUAGCUCCUUCAAAUAGGCGAUAGCCUCGGUCAGGGUUGCUCAUUUUGGAACAGACUGAGGGAAAGCAGAAUCAAAAUGAAGAAGUUUCUUGUGGUUGUCUCCUUUUUGGUCCUGCUGACAGCUGUUACAGACACUUCACCAGUUUUGUCUGAAAAAGAUGCCAAACAGAUGCUGAGGACUCGUCGUGAAGACAGGCCAAGAAAAGCUGGUUUCCCUGAUGAACCAAUGAGGGAGUAUAUGCUUUACCUCCAGCGCUUGGAGCAGAGAUCAGAAGAGCAAUUCCUUGAACACUGGCUGAAUCCUCAUUGCCUGCCACACUGCAACAGGGAUCUGGUGCAUCCAGUCUAAUGGGUUUGCCUACCCUGCAACUGAUCUCCACAUGGAUUUAUACACGAUUGUGUUAAGGAAGACAAGAUUAUUCCUGCAUUGGCUACAUGCUCCCUGUAGAGCAGAACCUCUCUGCAAUCCUCAUGGUACAGCAGAACUUCCAUCUCUAAGUGGCUUGAUGAGUUCCAGACCACCAUGUAUUUUCUACCAGCAAUGAUUGUAUGCAUGAAUAACUGAAUUGAGGGUUUCCACAGUUUCUGAGGUAUGGGCAACUUGUUAGUCCUAGAGUAUCCUUUCAAAGGCACAGGUUUAGACUGUCUGAAGCAAAAGGAACUUGGAGGGAGAGGUCAACAGAAAAUUGCAGAAUACCAACAUGAACAGAAGGCCAGCUUUCUGGGAUUUGGAGAAAUCCUUAAUUACAGUUUUCUAGGUUAAAUAACAAUAUUUCAUGAGGACACAACAUUUAUGUAACACUAUUUCCUACUGCCUGAUGAGUAUUUCAUGUAUUGUUUCAUAAUAAAAGCUUGACUUAA